GGAGAGCUCCCAGUGCUCUGCCAGCUUCGGAGGCGGGAGGCAGAGCCACAGCAGAUGAAGACCCAUUCCCUCGCCGGCCCGGCGUGGCCCGCGGGGGAAGACAGUCUGCGACACGCGCUGCACGGGGAGCCGCGCCGCGCCCGGUCGCGCCCCCCGCUCACCCCGCUCUGUGUCCCGCAGCCACCAUGCCUGCCCUCAGGCCUCUCGUGAAACCCAAGAUCGUCAAGAAGAGGACCAAGAAGUUCAUCCGGCACCAGUCCGACCGCUAUGUCAAGAUCAAGCGCAACUGGCGCAAACCGAGGGGCAUCGACAACAGAGUGCGCCGGCGCUUCAAGGGGCAGAUCUUGAUGCCCAAUAUUGGCUACGGCAGCAAUAAGAAGACAAAGCACAUGCUGCCUACAGGCUUCAGAAAGUUCCUGGUCCACAAUGUCAAAGAGCUGGAAGUGCUGAUGAUGAGCAACAAGUCAUACUGUGCAGAGAUAGCCCACAACGUGUCCUCCAAGAACAGGAAGGUGAUCGUGGAGAGAGCAGCACAGCUCGCCAUCAAGAUCACCAACCCCAACGCCAGACUGCGCAGCGAGGAGAACGAGUAGCCAGGCUCUGCAGCCCAGGUGUAUUUAAUAAAGUGUCAGUCCAACUCA
Messenger RNA from Manacus vitellinus (golden-collared manakin), 641 nucleotides. RefSeq names its product ribosomal protein L32 (gene RPL32). Gene Ontology annotation, cellular component: cytosolic large ribosomal subunit; ribosome. The record is from RefSeq and is a predicted model, not a curated record. Gene Ontology annotation, molecular function: structural constituent of ribosome. The transcript has 3 exons. Gene Ontology annotation, biological process: translation. Bases 186 to 593 code for a protein of 135 amino acids. Lineage: Eukaryota; Metazoa; Chordata; Aves; Passeriformes; Pipridae.